CCAGAGACACCAUCUGCUACACAUUAAUUUUGUGCACAAAAUUUAAAUAGGCCCUAGGUUCAGUGUCAGAUUGUCCAUCUUGCAGGUUUUUGGGAUGUUUUCAAUUUGUUUGAUCGACUGUUUUGCUGAGCUGGCUGUAUUUCAGAGUUGAUGCAGAUUACAAUGUCCAGUGUUGACAAACCAACUGCCGGACCGCAGCGGAGAGUAGCAACCAGAAAGCGAAGCCUGACCAACACCAGUGCAAGAAGUAUAACAACUGCCACAAAGAAACCCAAGAGCGCAGAAAGAGAAAACUCCCAAAAAUCCUGUCAAACGUACACCUUGUGCAAUAGUGGUACAGUCCACAAUCCAACUGAUUCAUUAUGCAGCACACUGUCAGCAGAGAAACAACCAUUGCGUGUUGAGGGGGUGUUUCUGUCUGAUCAGUUGGAGGGGAAAAGCAGAACUAAUCAGCCCGGUGCAACAAGUACAAUUUAUAAUUUUAACAUUGCUAAGACGCCUACAAAGUUAAGCUGUCGUGAAGAAAUUGGAUCCAUCCAGCAUAAGAGGCCUUUGUUUAAAUCUCAAAGCACGCACCGUGACAAUCAGGAAGACACCAAGCUUGCCAGUGAGGGUUGCGUUAGUCAUGGGGGAGCGCCAAGGAGCAUCCAGGGGCUAAGCAGUCCCUUGGUGUGGCCAGAUGGUGACAAUGAUGAGGAAGACUGGAGAUUGGUCGCUGAACUUGACUCUCAAAACUCACGGUCGGCAAAACACACAGGCAGUCACAUCUCCAAUUCGUUAGAGGAGGUACAUGAGGAGAAAGGGGACGCGUCACUCAGUUCCAGUCCACUACCACCGACCCCGCAAGCCUCCAGCCACAGAAAUCACAAGCGAAUCUCGUCCGUGAAGCUGCAUGCGACGCAACAUGCCACAGGCAACUCACAAAACAACUCGUUCGGGGAUUGGGACGGCGAAGAUUCGUUCUACGACAAACUCGACGUGGAACAGAUCAUCGCAGAGUCCCAGAAACCGAAAGUUGUUGAAGUCACCAAAGCGAGUUUGUCUGGCAACGACCACAGUGUGCUAUACAAGGGGAAAUGGUUUGACUCAUCCUCCCAAGCAAAAAUUGGCGAUUGCCCGACAAACGAGGGAAAAUUAUCGCCGCGGUCUCAAGCUCAUCAGGGAAUCUCACAAGAAACAAGCUCUAGAAAAUGCAGUGUCACAAGUAAUCGAGUGCUGACGAACGGUUGUGGGUAUGGGCAACAGGUUCCGCUUAGAGAUGAGACCAAACCAACAGAACCAAAUUCCGUGACUCCUAAACAAGAGCAGUGGUUCAGCCAAUUGGAUGACAGGACCAGAAAUAUGCCAGGUCAGAAUUCAGAAAGUCUUCCAAAGUCGAGAUCAGACUCUCAAAUCGAGACUGCAGAGAAGAAAUCUCUGAUUUCUCAACCACAGUCGUCCAAAAUUGAGAAGUCAUCCAGUGAUCAGAAUCCAGUGACGUCGACCAAUCAGCAACACAUUUCCAGGGAUGUUGAACUCAAAACCUCAACCGAUAUACCUCGCUGUGAACUGACAACCCCCAAGGUUGUUUCAUCCGCGAGCAGGCUGCGUCAGAGACUACAGAACAACGCGCGAGUGGCCACGCCGCAGCAAACGCGCCACUCGGAGUUACGUCAGGCCAAAGUGCAAGAGGCCUUGACGGAAAUGCUCGGAGAAUCUGCUGCAAUCAAAGACAACGACAUUGGGCCUUUUUACGGUCUACCCAGUAAAGUGGCAGAGCUGCUCAAGACUCAUAGGGGAAUAGAUAAACUGUAUGAUUGGCAGCAUUCUUGCCUGACUCUUCCGGCAAUCCAGGAGGGUCGCAACCUCAUCUACUCCCUGCCUACCAGCGGAGGCAAGACCCUGGUUGCCGAGAUACUCAUCAUGAGGCAGUUGCUAUGCAACAAGAAGGAUUGCCUGCUCAUACUGCCAUUUGUCUCCAUUGUACAGGAGAAGGUUGCUUCGCUGUCAAUAUUCGCUGUUGAGCUUGGGUUCCUAGUGGAGGAAUAUGCAGGAAGUAAAGGUGCCAUUCCACCGCGCAAACACCGUAAGAAGAAGACGCUGUACAUCGCAACGAUUGAAAAGGCACAUAGUCUGGUCAACAGUCUGAUACUGGAGGGUAGGGUCGAGAGUCUGGGACUAGUCGUCGUGGAUGAGCUUCACAUGUUAGGAGAUGGAGGGCGGCGCGGGGCCAGCCUAGAGGCCUGCAUCGCCAAACUCCUCUACCUCAACUCUGCUCACAUCGUUGGGAUGAGUGCAACGCUGAGUAACAUCCAGGACCUGUGUGAGUUCAUGAGGGCCGAGGUCUACUGCAGCGACUUCAGGCCUGUGGAGCUGAAGGAGUACAUCAAGAUUGAGGAUAACAUCUUUGAGGUCAACCAAUCAGCUCUCUGCCCAGAUGACAGGUUCAUUCAUUCAAGAAUACUUACUUUCCCUUACACGCGGUCCAUGCGCCAGAACGAUCCUGAUCAUCUGGUGGGUCUAGCGCUUGAGGUCAUCCCGGUUCACUCCUGUCUCGUCUUCUGUGCCACCAAAAAAAGCUGCCAGAACGUGGCCGAAUUCAUCUGCAAACACAUGCCCAGGAACGAGGCCAAGAAACUGAUGCAUCACAAGCACAAAGAAAAGCACGUCCUCCUCCUGUCCCUGCGACGGGAAUGCGACAACCACCUCUGCCCGACGCUCAAGCGGACCAUCCCAUACGGCCUGGCCUACCACCACAGCGGACUGACCAUGGAUGAACGUAAGCUGAUAGAGGAUGCGUACUCAGAGGGCACGCUGUGUCUGUUGACGUGUACGUCCACGCUGGCUGCUGGGGUUAAUUUGCCGGCCAAGAGGGUAAUCUUAAGAUGUCCCUACAUCGCCCAGGAUCUGCUUACUAGCACCCGAUACAAGCAGAUGGUUGGCCGAGCAGGCAGGGCAGGCAUCGAUUCAUCAGGGGAGAGUAUCCUCAUCAUCAAACCUAAAGAGAGAAAGGAGAUUACAGAAUUGCUGAGCCGACCCAUUGAAGCCUGCUACAGCAGUCUGACACACGACGACAGCAAAGGCAUCAGAAGCCUUAUCCUGACACUGAUUGCACUCAAGCUCACGCCACGUCGUAAGGCAGUCCUUAGUUUCAUGAACAGGACACUGUUUGGCGUUCAGGCCAUGUGCUUAGGAAACAACGUCAAUGCCUUGACAGAAGAGGGCCUUGGAAAACUCCUGGAAAUGAAUCUGAUCAACGAGAAAAGGUGUGAAGUAUCUUCAAAUGAUGCAUCCGAGUCUGAGUUGUCAGUCACAAAACACGGCCAAGCCGCAUUCAAAGGUUCCAUUGACAUCGACCUGUGUGCCUCCAUCUACAAUGACCUGAAGCAGGCUUGCGACGAAGGACUGGUCCUGGCCAACUCGCUACAUCUUCUGUACCUGGUUACGCCCUACGACCUGGUCUCCCAUAGCAACCCAAACUGGGUCGUAUACGACAGGCUGUACUCCAAGUUGAGUGAUGGUGAUUUGAGAAUAGCCGAGCUGGUGGGCGUUACAGACAAGUACCUCAACUUCAAAGUGGCGGGCAGGAAAACCCACAAACCCAGUGCAGAAACGGAUUUUCGAGUGCGUCGGUUCUACCUGACCCUGAUGCUGUGGAUGAUCUUGAACCAGACCGGGGUCUGGGACGUGGCUGCCAAGUUUGAGGUCCCCAGAGGAUUCGUUCAGAAUCUUUUCACCUCUGCUGCCAGUUUUGGGUCGAGCGUCCAGCGCUUCUGUGAGGAUCUACCAGAAUUCUGGGCCUACCAACAGCUACUCACCAAGGUGGUGUACGACCUGACAUACUGCGCGACCGCUGACCUGGUGUCAUUGCUGGAAGUCCCAGGAGUCAAACAGGGUAGAGCUAAGCAACUGGUCCGAGCUGGUUAUAAGACCCUUCGUCACUUAGCCCACGCUGACCCCACGCAGCUGGUUCAAGAGGUGGAACAUCUGCCCAAGAAAGUCGCCCAGCAGAUCGUAGCUGCUGCAAAGAUGGAGCUUGCAGAGAGAGCAGAGGCCCUGAGGGAAGAAGCUGAAGAACUGGUGACUAAACCAGCCGUGGAAAAUGAGAUGGCGACAACAGAUGAACCGAGAGAUACAGAAAACGGUAGCCAGGCUAGAAAAGCUGACACAGGUACUGGGACCUAGGCUAUACAUCAACAGAAAUGUUCAGAAAAUACCUCAUGUGUAAGGCGUUGCGGCAAAAUGAGACAGAACUGGGCAGAAGCCGAAAUGAGGGUUUGCAGGUAUUAGGAAAGCAAAUCAAAUUCUCCUUACAAUACUGAUUAUUGCACUUCAAUCGGACAUACCAUUGACAAGUUAUGGCUGUUGAGAGUUCGCUUUUAUCAACAUGUCAAAAAAGUAAAACAAUGAGAAAAAAAGGCCGUUUAAAGUUUCGAAUGGUUUGAAGUCGUGAACAAGAAAGAUACAAAUUGU
Messenger RNA from Patiria miniata (bat star), 4452 nucleotides. RefSeq names its product helicase POLQ-like. NCBI's taxonomy places the organism in Eukaryota, Metazoa, Echinodermata, Asteroidea, Valvatida, Asterinidae. Gene Ontology annotation, molecular function: nucleic acid binding; ATP binding. The coding region runs from base 151 to 4164 and encodes 1337 amino acids. The record is from RefSeq and is a predicted model, not a curated record. The transcript has 19 exons.